UUUACAGCGGACACUUCCAGCCUUGUGAUGCUGCAGAUGACAGAUCAACGUCGAACAACAACAACAUCGUGCUUUCAUCCGAAACCAGCGAAUGACAGUUACAGAACUUGUCAAUAACGAACGUUAGAGUUUCCGACGAGAAGUGAGGUUGUCUACGUGAUGUAGCUGGUGAGAUGGAGUACGAUGAGAGACUUGCACAUUUUCGCCAAGCCCGCCUCAAUCCCUUUGAUCGGGGAGAAGAGGAGGAGGAAGAGGGUUCCCCAGGAGGCAAAAUGCCACCCCAGAAAGAGUCCAGGACAGAGUUGUUCUCUGGGACCAGAUUUUCAAGUUCUGAUCGCACCAUGGAUCUUGGCCUAUCUGAAGAUCACUUCUCCAGACCCGUGGGUUCGUUCGUUGCCUCUGACAUUGAGCAGCUGAAGUUGGCCAUAGAGGAGUGUAAGAAGCUGAUCUUGGAAUUGCCUGAACAUUCAGAAAAGCAGAAAGACACAGUGGUCAAACUAAUCCAUCUGCGCCUAAAACUACAAGAACUUAAGGACCCAGAAGAAGAUGAACCCAAUUUAAGAAUCCUGCUUGAGCACAGAUUUUCCAAGGAAAAGAGCAAGAGUGUCAAGCAAACCUGUGACAAGUGCAGCACCAUCAUCUGGGGUCUGAUCCAGACAUGGUACACCUGCACAGGUUGUUAUUACCGUUGCCACAGCAAGUGUAUGAACUUGAUCACAAAGCCUUGUGUAAGAUCGAAGGUCAGUCAUCAGUCGGAGUACGAGCUCAGCAUCUGCCCUGAAAUUGGCCUGGACAGGCAAGACUACCGCUGCGCCGAAUGUCGAACGCCAAUUUCUCUGAGGGGCGUUCCCAGUGAGGCCAGACAGUGCGACUACACAGGACAGUAUUACUGCAGCACAUGCCACUGGAAUGACUCUGCCAUCAUCCCUGCACGUGUCAUCCACAAUUGGGAGUUCGAUCCCCGCAAGGUUUGCCGCUCCUCCUUACGCUAUCUGGCCUUGAUGAUGUCCCGGCCUGUCCUCAAAUUGAAAGAAAUCAAUCCGCUGCUGUUCAACUUUGUGGAAGAAUUAGUAGAAAUCCGGGUGAGAAGGAAGCACAAAACAUGGCUCUCAAUACAGUUGGAGAUUAUUUGCCCCACAGCUGCCCAAUUUCUGAUGUUGUUUUCACAGAAACUUCGACAGGACAUUCUUCUGAUGAAACCCUAUUUUAUAACCUGCAAAGAAGCCAUGGAGGCACGGUUACUUCUCCAGUUACAAGAUCGACAACACUUUGUGGAGAACGACGACAUGUACUCACUACAAGAUUUGAUUGACAUCUCCAGUGGGAGACUCAGCAUUUCUCUCACAGAAGUUCACACUACUUUUGCUAAACACAUUAAGUUGGACUGCGAGCGGUGUCAAGCCAAAGGAUUUGUGUGUGAACUGUGUAAGGAAGGAGACAUCCUUUUCCCCUUCGAUAGUCACACAUCAGUUUGUCACGACUGCUCAGCUGUCUUUCACAGAGAUUGUUACUAUGACAACUCCACAGCGUGUCCUCGGUGCGCUCGCAUGACAGAGCGGAAGCAGGAUGAGGUUUUCCACGUGAGAGCUGUAUGAGACACAGUGUUCCAGCCCUGGAUCAAAGAGAAAUGUUGCACAUGUCCAGUCUAUUUUCGGUGCCGGCCUUUGUUUUGAAUGUUAUUGUCUUCUCUCCUGGCGUAGAGACAGGUAAUUGAAACGAAAAGAGUAAUAUAAAGCUGUUAUUUUUUUUUUCAAAUCCUGAUGAGUUCUGAAGGCUAUGAAUUGAUGUUUUUGAAGGUGUUUGCAUGACUAUGUUCAACAUAUUUCUCCGUGCUUAGUCUUACCCAUGCAGUUUUACGUAGCUUUUCAGACAGUACACUGGCAAACCAAACUUUUAAGUCCCUUAUUUAAGUCAUAUCUGCUGCUUAAAAGAUUUGGUUUAGUCCAGUUGUUUGAUGUUAACUGAAGUUUCAUCAACGUGCUUAACUCUGGAUUCCAUGUCGUCUUGUGUUAUUUAUUGAUGUCCAGUAAAGCAUGCCUCUGUUGUUGCUCAAAACGAAGGAAUAUGUUUUACUUUGUACUGUGAAUUCAGAUGGACUGAUCAGGGUUUUACUCAGUUCUGUUUACUACAUUGUGUUCAAGUCAUGCCUUUUUUUUUUUUUUUUUUGCUGUACUGCGAUGAAGUGUAAUCUUCGUAUUUCAAUACGCUUGUGAUCUUGUUGUCUGCAACUGACCGGAGGUGUUUUGAAAGCACCUUAAUGAUGUGUCAUUUCAAUAAAAGACUUAUUGCUGUAUUAUCUUUCAGCAUGGUGUUCUGUGACAUAUUUCCCCUGUGGGAAAUAUGUGUUCGAAAAAGGUCAUGUGUUGUAUGAUACCAAGUACGUGUUAAAUAAAUGAAC
Molecule: messenger RNA, 2398 nt
Organism: Synchiropus splendidus (mandarinfish)
Lineage: Eukaryota; Metazoa; Chordata; Actinopteri; Syngnathiformes; Callionymidae
Gene: def8
Product: differentially expressed in FDCP 8 homolog
Exons: 11
Coding region: 174-1595 (473 amino acids)
Source: RefSeq, a predicted model, not a curated record